AUGUACAGUUUCAUGGGUGGGGGCUUGUUCUGUGCCUCUCUGGGGAACAUCCUCCUGGUGGUGUCGACGGUGACAGACUACUGGAUGCAAUACCGAUUGGCAGGUGCCUUUGCUCACCAGGGACUCUGGAGAUACUGCUUCCCUGGCAAGUGCUACAUGCAGCUGGAGAGCAUUGGUAAGAGACAGCUUGGAGCCUGUGUGUGUGUGUGGACUGUGGGAAUGUUCAGGGAUGCAGGAGAGGAUAUAUUGUUUGAUUAUAGCCUUUCCAACUUGUGUAAACAAGUUCACAAUUUAGCAGAGUAACAUUCCCCCUUUUAAAUUCACAGCGGAUGUGUUAUUUCAGGCUCACUAAAGCCUCUAUAAUAAGUGUCCUGGUAUUUCCCCCUUAUUCCCUUAUAAAAGAUAAGACACGACACAGUCUUCUAUAAAAGUAUAAAAAGAGUUUACUCACUCACAUUCUGUUCACAGAUCCCAGAAGGCAGACUUAGCUUAGAAAAGUUACAUACACCUGGAAACUAUCUCAUAAGGAGACAGUCCCUUUGUCCUCUCUCGGCUGGAGGCCAAGAGAGCAUCUUUGGCUAAGCAGAUGUUGCUUCUUCGAUGAAAGUAGUCAUAGAGAGAGAGAUGGCUGCCCUGCCCUGUGCUUUUGUUGUUACCUGCACAGGUGAGGCCACGCCCACCUCUAGUCACAUGCAGAGGAAGUCUGUCCCAGCCCAGAAGGAAACAGGAAGUUUACCUGCUUGCUGGACAAACAUUCCUCCCCAUGUGUAAACAUGUUCACUCUAGGAAUGUUGUACUUGACUGCCCUUGUGUUUCACAUCCCACAUGGACCUCUGUCGCACAUUGAAGAAGCUCAGUGGCGAUGAUCUGCUGAUUUCACAAGCUAAGCUCUGCUCAGGGUUGGACCUACGUUAACCAGGCAGCACAUAAUUUAACUAUGGAACUCACCGCCACAGGAUGCAGUGGUGGCCCCCGAUUUGGACGGCUUUGAAAGAGGAUUAGACAAAUUAGACACUAAAUGCCCUGGGUGAACAAGAAUGUGUUCAAAUUCCUCCUGAAAUUUAAUGAUGGGAGGGAAUGCCAGCGAGGGCAUUCCACAACUGGGGAGCUGGCAGGGGAAAAGGCUGUGUCAUGGGUCAACACCAACCAGGCAGCCCCAGAUGGUGGCACCCCCUCUCCUAGCACUUGGGGGUGUAAAACGUACUAGUACUUGGGGGUGCAAAAUUUGUACUUGAGGGGUCCAGCCAUGGCCAUUCAGUGCACCAUAACCUCUAGGCUAGAUUGCUGCAAUGCAUGGGGCUGCCCCUGAAGACAGUUUGGGAUCUUCAGCUGCAGAAUUCACUGGCCAGGGUGCUCCCUGGGGCAAGAUGGUUUGAGCAUAUAAUGCGGAUCCUGACCCAACUGCACUGGCUGCCUAUUGGUUUCUGGACCCAGUUCAAAGCAGUGGUUUUUACCUAUAAAGCCAUAAAUGGCUCAGGACUGCAGUAACACAAGGACUGCCUCUCUCCGUAUGAACCUACCCGGACCCUGCAAUCAUAAAUGGAGGCACUUGUCUAGGUGCCUUCUCCACGACAGGUGUGGAGGGUGACAAUGCAAGAAUGGGCCUUUUCUGUGGGGGCUCCCUAUUUGAGGAAUGCGCUCCCCAGGGAGGCUCGCCUGGUGCCUUCUUCACAUAUAUGUGCCAGGCAACAAAAACAUUCCUCUAUUCCCAGACCUUUGGCUAAUUGAAUAAUCUAUGGCCUUUUAAACUCUCUGUGUUGGGUUUUUGUUUGUUUAUUACUAUGUAAUGUAUUUGUGUGUUUUUAUAUUCUAAACUGCCCUGUGAUCCUCAAAUGAAAGGAUGGUAUAGAAAUUAAAUAAUUAUUCAAAAUAUUUCUGUCGGCCAUUCCUAUUCUGCUCACCCUAUUCUGCAUUUAGCUAGGCAUAGUAUUCAGUAGCUCUCUCUUCUCUCAGUCUUAUUCCCUGCAGCCUACUGGAAUGCCACCCGGGCCUUCAUGAUCCUCUCUGCUCUCUCUUGCUUCGCUGGCAUCAUCACUGGCAUCUUUUCCUUUGCCCAAUUCUCCACUUUCCAGCGCUUCAACAGAUCCUUUGCGGCCGGCGUCCUGUUCUUCGUUUCCAGUAAGUACCUCUUCUCUCAGUGGAAUUUGCUGCCAAGGAGUGUGGUGGAGUCUCCUUCUUUGGAGGUCUUAAAGCAGAGGCUUGACAACCAUAUGUCAGGAGUGCUCUGACGGUGUUUCCUGCUUGGCAGGGGGUUGGACUCGAUGGCCCUUGUGGUCUCUUCCAACUCUAUGAUUCUAUGAUUCUCGCACAGGUUGAGCUCUUUCUCAAAGCUGCACAACUCGAAGCAGCGCAGAUGCCUAGAGGCAGAUGCUGUGAUUUCAGAUGCAAAAACACAGGAGUAUUCAGGUGAGGGCCCAGGUGCCACACCUGGGCUCCCAAGAUAGGAUGGGGUGGGGGUGGAGAAGGAGGAAAGGGGGAAAUUUCAAACAAAGAUAUAUGCACACACAUUAUGUAUGUAGAUGUGUGUAUACACACACAGUGCUUUUUUUCUAAAAAAAUGUUUAGGGGUACUCUCAUUUUCCUACUCAUAUUGAAAUACUACCCCUGAAUGAGGCCAAACUUAGAUUCACAGAUUGUUUAGGGGUACGCGUACCCCUGCAUACCCCCAGAAAAAGCUCUCUCUCUCUCUCUCUCUCUCUCUCUCUCUCUCUCUCUCCCUCUGUGUGUGUGUAUAUAUAUCUAUUAAUGAAUGAAAAUAUUUCAAUUAAACAACAUUAAGUGAAAAAAUAAAAAAGGAAACAAAAAUGCGAAAAACAGGAAACAAAAAUGCAAAAGGAAACAAAAUGCAUAAAAAAAUACAAAAGAAUAAGAUUUAAAACCAGCCACCAUAAUUCCACACAUGUUUGCCUAAAACAACGGUAUAUCAAGUGAAAUAUAUGUUGUAAAUAUAUAUACAUUUCUUUAUAAUCUACUAUGUUUUAAAAAUAAAUGCACUGGAACUGGUCAGCGUAAAUGCAUUCUUUGUGCCCAAACUACGGCUGAAAGACUCAUAUUGAUCCACGGGAAAGAUCAAUCUAUGCCCCACCCUUUAAUCAAUGGAUAGAAGAUACGGCAACUCUUGCAACACGUGAACAGAUAGCUCAUAUAGACAUACAUUGCAUAUAUGUCUAUAUAUCUAAUAUUUAUAGGACCCGAGACAGGAGAUGCCUCUUUAAGAGCCAGAGUAGUGUCAUGGUUGGAGUUUGCUGGACCGGGACCUGGGAAGACCAGGGUGCCAAUCCCUGCUCAGCCAUGAAGCCCACUGGGUGAACUUGGGACAGUCACUCGCUCUCACCUUAACCAACCUCGCAGGGUCGUUGUGAGGAUAAAAUUGAGGGAGGGGAGGAGAAGUAUGUUAUGUCACCUUGAGCUCCUUGGAAGAAAGCUGGGGAAUGAAUGAAUGAAUGAUUGCCAGCCACUGGGAACUGCAAGUUGGAAGAGAGCCCUGUUGCACUCAGAUCCUGCUUACGAAAUUCCAUUGAGUAUCUGGCUGGCCCCUCUGUGGACUAGAUGGACCUUUGGCGUGAUCCAACAGGACUCUUUUCAUAUUCUUGUUGUUGGUUCAUCUGCUCAUCACGUUAACUCUUCUUCCCUCCCUCCUCUCUUCUUCCCGUGUCACAGCGCUCUUUGUCCUUCUGGCGAUGGGGAUCUACACCGGGGUCACGGUCAACUUCCUUGGCAAGCGAUUUGGCGAGUGGCGUUUCUCCUGGUCUUACAUCUUGGGCUGGGUUGCCCUCCUGAUGACUUUCUUUGCAGGUGAUGAUGUUUGCGGGGGGGGGGGGGAGGGAGAGAAAUGCAUGAGUACAAAAGGAAUGUCUCAUUCCGAGGAUCACAGGGUGGUUCACAACAUUAAAAACAUAGAAGAACAUUACAUAGUCACAAACGAAAACAAUAACCCCCAACACACACACACUUUAAAAGGCCAUAGGUUAUUCAAUUAGCCAAAGGCCUGGGAAAGGAGAAACAUUUUUGCCUGGCUCCUAAAGAUAUGUAAUGAAGGUGCCAGGUGAGCCUCCCCAGGAAGAACGUUCCACAAUCAGGGAGCCACUGCAGAAAAGGCCCUGUUCUUGUGUUGCUCCCCUCUGGACCUUUUGUGGAGGAGGCACAUAAAGAAGGGCCUCAGAAGAUGGUCACAGGGUCCUGGUUGGUUCCCAGGACUCCCUGGGUUGUGGGGGUGGAACUCUCACUUUUUAAAUCCCGUGGAACCCAUUAGCAUUGCACUGUUUCUAUAUUUUUAUCACUUGAUUUGCUUUAUGUGCAUGUGUUUGAAUCAAUACACUUUUGGAAGUGCUUGCAAGAGAAAGAUGGGAUAUAAAUUUGAUGGAUAAAUAAAUGAAGUUCAGUUCACUUUGUCAUGCUAGUUUUGCAUUGACUUUUGCUAGGAUUCUGCUAUGUUGCGUCCAAUGGGAAAUGCAUUACAGAAUUAUAAAAUUGUAGAGUUGGAAGGGACCUUGAAGAUGAUCAACUCCCUGUGUUACAGAAAUAUGCUGCUUCCCCGUACGGGGAUCAAACCUGCAACCUUGGCAUAAUCAGCACCAUGCUCUAACCAACUGCUAUAUUAUUUAUAUAUUAUAUUAUAUUAUAUUAUAUUAUAUUAUAUUAUAUUAUAUUAUAUUAUAUUAUAUUAUAUUAUAUUAUUGCACCUUCUUUUCUCUCUCCUCCAAUGUGCAGGUAUAUUUUACAUGUGUGCCUACAAGAUGCACAAAUGCCAGCAACUGGCUGUGAACCGCUAG
Molecule: messenger RNA, 4772 nt
Organism: Podarcis lilfordi (Lilford's wall lizard)
Lineage: Eukaryota; Metazoa; Chordata; Lepidosauria; Squamata; Lacertidae
Source: the annotation of a GenBank genome assembly